Lates calcarifer (barramundi perch) is the source of this 4009-nucleotide messenger RNA. It is a transcript of the gene elmo1, whose product is annotated as engulfment and cell motility 1 (ced-12 homolog, C. elegans). Gene Ontology annotation, biological process: cell motility; actin filament organization. Gene Ontology annotation, cellular component: guanyl-nucleotide exchange factor complex; plasma membrane. The record is from RefSeq and is a predicted model, not a curated record. The transcript has 24 exons. The coding region runs from base 446 to 2668 and encodes 740 amino acids. Lineage: Eukaryota; Metazoa; Chordata; Actinopteri; Centropomidae.
UUCCUCCUUUCUGCCUGUCUCUCUCAGCACUCUCUUGGUCUCUCUUUUGCCUGAGGCGAAGCAGUGCACAGACUAUUGUGAAGUCUUUGUCUAUAGCUUAUGAUGCUGAAGGCACCUCACUUGCAGGCAGAUAACUGAGAUUAAAUUCGCUUAGGAAAGAGCUGCCCUCUCUAUUUUCUCUUAGCAGUUGUUUGCUCAGGAAGCAGGUUGAUUGGGAGAGAAACUACUGGGGCCGCUUGGUUGUCAAGUUUUCCGGGAGUCCUCUGCACAGGGACAGAAGCCAGGGAGGAGCCACCCAGGAUUACAGGCUCAGUGUUGGAGUAUGCGUUUGUGUGUGUUCGCCUGAAAGUCUGAGUGAGCAUUGGUUUGGAUGAGCUUCCUCCGUUGGUAGUGACACAGGUGUGAGGCAGCAACACCCACACCAAAAAACCACCCCCCGGCAGCCAUGCCGCCGCCGGCAGACAUCGUCAAGGUGGCCAUAGAGUGGCCGGGGGCUUUCCCCAAGCUCAUGGAGAUAGACCAGAAAAAGCCUCUCUCAGCCAUCAUUAAAGAAGUGUGUGAAGGGUGGUCCUUGGGGAACCAUGAAAACUUUGCUCUGCAGAUUGCUGAUGCAACAAAUUUUUACAUCACAGAAAAGAAUCGCAAUGACAUUAAGAAUGGCUCGAUACUACGUUUGACCACCUCUCCUUACCAGACAGCAGUCCAGCUUCAUGAGCGGAUCCAGUCAUCCAGCAUGGAUGCUAAGCUGGAGGCUCUGAAGGAUCUGGCCAACGCAUCCCGAGACAUCACCUUUGCCCAGGAGUUCAUCAACCUGGACGGCAUCUCCCUGCUCACUCAGAUGGUGGAGAGCGGGACUGAGCGCUAUCAGAAACUACAGAAGAUAAUGAAGCCCUGCUUUGGUGACCUGCUGUCCUUCACUCUGACUGCCUUUGUGGAGCUGAUGGACCACGGCAUCGUCUCCUGGGACACUUUCUCUGUGGCCUUCAUCAAGAAGAUUGCCAGCUACGUGAACAAGUCGGCGAUGGACACGGCAGUGCUGCAGCGUUCCCUGGCCAUCCUGGAGUCCAUGGUCCUCAACAGUCAGGAUCUGUACCACAAGGUGGCGCAAGAGAUCACCAUUGGACAGCUCAUCCCGCAUCUUCAGGGGACUGAUCAGGACAUUCAGACCUACACUAUUGCUGUCAUCAAUGCUCUGUUCCUCAAAGCUCCUGAAGAGAAGAGACAGUUUGAUGAGCACAUUGUGGACAUCCUAAAUUGUCCCCUGACAGAGAUGGCCCAUAUUCUUGCCCAGAAACAGCUGCGCUCCAUCAUUCUCAGUAACGUGAUCCGGAGCCCAACGCCCAUCAACGAUGAGAUGGCCCACCAGCUGUAUGUGUUGCAGGUGCUCACCUUCAACCUGCUGGAGGACCGCAUGAUGACCAAGAUGGAUCCCCAGGACCAGGCUCAGAGGGACAUAAUCUUUGAGCUGCGGAGAAUUGCCUUCGAUGUGGAGUGCGAGCCCAACAACAGCGGCAGCAUUGAGAAACGCAAGUCCAUGUAUACCCGCGACUACAAGAAGCUCGGCUUUAUUAACCAUGUGAAUCCAGCUGUGGAUUUCACCCAGAUUCCUCCAGGCAUGCUGGCUCUGGAUAACAUGUUGUACUUUGCCAGGCAUCACCAGGACGCCUACAUCAGGAUCGUCCUGGAGAACAGCAGCCGAGAAGACAAGCACGAGUGUCCGUUUGGCCGCAGCAGCAUCGAGCUGACCAAGAUGCUCUGUGAGAUUCUCAAAGUGGGCGAGCUCCCCAGUGAAAACUGCCACGACUUCCACCCGAUGUUCUUCACCCACGAUCGCUCCUUUGAGGAGUUCUUCUGCAUCUCCAUCCAGCUGCUCAACAAGACCUGGAAGGAGAUGAGAGCCACAAGUGAAGACUUCAACAAGGUAAUGCAGGUGGUGAGGGAGCAGAUCAUGCGAGCACUGACUCUCAAGCCUAAUUCCCUGGACCAGUUCAAGAGUCGCCUGCAGAACCUGAGCUACACAGAGAUCCUGAAGAUACGCCAGUCCGAGAGAAUGAAUCAGGAAGAUUUCCAGUCCCGCCCCAUCCUGGAGCUGAGGGAGAAGAUCCAGCCAGAGAUCAUGGAGCUGAUCAAACAGCAGAGGCUCAACAGGUUGUGUGAAGGAACCUGCUUCAGGAAAAUCAGUAGUCGCAGGAGGCAAGAUAAGUUUUGGUAUUGCCGUCUGUCUCCGAACCAUAAAGUCCUGCACUAUGGAGAUCUGGAAGAGAGCCCUCAGGGCGAGGUGCCCCACGACUCUUUACAGGACAAACUGCCUGUGGCUGAUAUCAAAGCUGUUAUCACCGGCAAAGACUGUCCUCACAUGAAGGAGAAGGGAGCCCUGAAGCAAAACAAGGAGGUGUUAGAGCUGGCCUUUUCUGUCCUCUAUGAGUCCGACGAGUAUUUAAACUUUAUCGCUCCUGACAAGCAUGAGUAUUGCGUGUGGACAGACGGUCUUAACGCCCUCCUCGGUAAGGAGAUGACCAGUGAUUACACCAAAUCUGACAUGGACACCCUGCUCUCCAUGGAGAUGAAGCUCCGCCUCUUGGAUCUAGAGAACAUCCAGAUUCCCGAGGCCCCGCCCCCGAUUCCCAAAGAACCUAGCAACUAUGACUUUGUUUAUGACUGUAACUAGACAAACGACCAUACAAGACCGAACCCUGACCCACCCAGCACCUACUGUACUCACUGGACCAAUCCCUCCUUUUCUUAUAAACUGGAACAAAAAUGAAUAAAACCAUAUACUAUUAAAAAAAAACAUGAACUGUGAUUGAAAGAAAAAGGAUUUAUUGAACUAUUUUCCUCUUGCUUCUCGCUAGACCUUUAUAAGAGAGAAAAUGGUGCAUAUUAGUAGGCGCGGUACACUUGAGGGACUCUGGUGGGGUUGAUGCAGAGUCAUCAGGUUUUCAUGGAGAUGAAAAACCAGGAAGUAUUUGUUUGGCCUGUCGCUGGUCAUCCUGCAUCUUCUUCCUCAUUCUCCUCCUGUGUCUGAUGUUCCUAAACAUUCACUUCUUCUUCUUCUUCUUCUCGGCCGAGGCGCCAGCUGUCAUCUUGCUUGAAGAUUGUUGUAGACAAAUGCUUAGAAAUUCUAUUUGAUUCAGCUUCCUUGUUGUCCUUUUUUUUAAUGUUUAUUUUAUUAUUUUUCCUCAGGGCUUUUGUGUGGGGAGGGAUGGUGGUUGCGUAGUUCAGGAGCAGGGAGGGACGGGGGGGGGUUUGUGUUUUGUUGUCAACUUCCCAGCAGUAUUUCCUGUCACACUCUCACUUACAGUAUUUGUGGCAGCUAAAUGUUUCCCCAAGAGGCUGAACAGAAGGUUGAAGUACAUUUUAAGACAAAUACUUCUUAAAAAUAGUCUCUUAUAUUGGUUCUGUCCUGCUACACAUAUACUGAAGACUGUUAGAAUAAGCCAAUCCUCGAAAAUCCAGGCACUGUACUACAGUAAAAAGCCUCUCUUUUGAAUAUUCUAAUGUUAAUGUUAUUAUCCCACCGCUGCUUAUUGCAUAUUGUACACACCCACACAGUGGCUUUGCCAAAAACAACCGUAAAAGCACUCCCCAUUGUGAAACACACAAACAAACACACACUCGUCUCUCCCUCAUUUGAGUCUCUCUCGUUGUAAUGACUGCUGUACACAACAUUCCUAAGCAAUAUUUGAGCUUUUUUUUGUUUAUCAUUUGUAAGAUGCUCAUAAUUUAGUGAUUUUAAAAUUGUGAAACUGCCAAGUAGUUGGUAUUACAGAGAGGAUGUUAGUAUUUGGUCAAGGGAAGUUGUCUUUAUUUGUGUGUUCAGGACUAUAUGGCCACAAAAUUGAAAGUUUAUGUAUUUUUUUAAUUUAAAAACAGAUCAUGGUUGUUAUUUCUAGUAUGAUUUAUAUAUUUUCCCCUUCCUAUUUAAUACCUUCAGAUGGUUUUUUUUUCUUUAGGAUUUUUUCAAAGCCCCUCAAAACUGCUGUUUACAUUAAAGAUUUAAGAACUGUAA